Messenger RNA from Gavia stellata (red-throated loon), 2626 nucleotides. RefSeq names its product homeobox protein SIX4. Gene Ontology annotation, biological process: regulation of transcription by RNA polymerase II. The record is from RefSeq and is a predicted model, not a curated record. Bases 1 to 2355 code for a protein of 784 amino acids. Lineage: Eukaryota; Metazoa; Chordata; Aves; Gaviiformes; Gaviidae. Gene Ontology annotation, molecular function: DNA-binding transcription factor activity, RNA polymerase II-specific; RNA polymerase II cis-regulatory region sequence-specific DNA binding. The transcript has 3 exons. Gene Ontology annotation, cellular component: nucleus; transcription regulator complex.
AUGUCUUCUGCCUCCCCCACGGACGAGAUCACGAGCGCGGUGGAGAUCAAGCAGGAAAAUGUGAUGGAAAUCCUCUCUGAAGCCAGCAAGGUGCCCCCCGACGGGGCCGCGGCGGGAGCCCUCAACCCCGCGCCGCCGCCCCCUCCCGCCGCUGCCCCGUUCCCCAUGGAGCACGCAGGCUCCGCCGCCGCCGGGGAGGAGGGAGCCGCGGACCAGGUACUGCUCCACACGGAACUCCUGGCCAGGAAUCACCACGCUGCCUCCUCUCCCUCCUCCUCGUCGUCGUCUUCUUCCUCCUCCUCCUCCUCCUCGCAGACCCCCCUGGCUUUCUCCCCGGACCACGUCGCCUGCGUCUGCGAGGCGCUGCAGCAAGGUGGGAACCUGGACCGCCUGGCCAGGUUCCUGUGGUCUUUGCCCCCGAGCGAUCUGCUACGUGGCAACGAGAGCCUGAUGAAAGCCCGGGCGCUGGUGGCUUUCCACCAGGGCAUCUACGCCGAGCUCUACAGCAUCCUGGAGAGCCACAACUUCGACUCCUCCAACCACCCGCUCCUGCAGGAGCUCUGGUACAAGGCUCGCUACACCGAGGCGGAGCGAGCCCGGGGCAGACCCCUGGGGGCGGUGGACAAGUACAGGCUGCGGAGGAAAUACCCUCUGCCCAGGACGAUCUGGGACGGCGAGGAGACGGUCUACUGCUUCAAGGAGAAGUCCCGCAACGCGCUGAAGGAGCUCUACAAGCAGAACCGGUACCCCUCGCCGGCCGAGAAGCGCAACCUGGCCAAGAUCACCGGGCUGUCCCUCACCCAGGUCAGCAACUGGUUCAAGAACCGCAGGCAGCGGGACCGCAACCCUUCCGAGACCCAGUCCAAAAGCGAGUCAGAUGGCAACCCUAGCACAGAAGAUGAAUCCAGUAAGGGGCAGGAGGAUUUAUCUCCCCAUCCUCUCUCCAGCUCAUCCGACAGCGUUACCAGCCUCAGCCUUCCUGGCCACAUGGAGCCCGUCUACAUGCAGCAGCUCGGAAACACUAAAAUAGCCUUGAGCUCAUCUGGCGUCUUGUUGAACGGAAACCUCGUGCCUGCCAAUACCUCUCCCGUCUUCCUGAAUGGUAGCUCUUUUCUUCAGGGACCCAACGGUGUCAUUCUCAAUGGACUCAGCGUGGGGGCUUCGCAGACGGUUACCUUAAAUUCACCCAAAACCACGUCCAGCGUUGUGAGCAACGGUGUGUCCAUUACUGACAUAUUGUCGUCUUCGUCAGAAGAUGUUAAGGACUUCAAACUUCUUCAGGCUUCGGUCCCCAAUGCCACGGCAGCCACCUUCAGCCCCACCAACAUCCCAGUCUCAUUCCCAGGAUUGAUACCGAGCUCAGAGGUGAAAAGGGAAAGCGUACAAACUGCUGCUUCCCAAGAUGGAGGCUCCGUAGUUACAUUUACUGCUCCUGUCCAAAUAAACCAGUAUGGCAUUGUCCAGAUCCCCAAUUCAGGAACAAAUGGCCAGCUGUUGAACGGAAGCAUCGGUUUUUCUUCUUUGCAGCUGCCUCCCGUUUCAGUAGCAGCUUCACAAGGUAACGUUUCAGUAAAUCCCAGCACAUCUGAUGGAGGAACUUUUACAACUGAAUCUUCAACAGUGCAGCAAGGAAAGGUUUUCUUCAGCCCCCUCGCUCCAAGUGCAGUCGUCUAUACGGUUCCCAAUUCAGGCCAGGCAGUAGGCUCUGUCAAGCAAGAAGGACUGGAAAGAAGCCUUGUGUUUUCUCAGUUGAUGCCAGUCAGUCAGAACACACAACUAAAUGUAAACAUGUCUUCUGAAAAUAUAUCCAGCGGAGGACUUCAGUCCCUGGCCUCCUCGUUGGUGAAUGUAACGCCCUCACAUAAUUUUUCCCUCACACCACCAACUCUUCUAAAUGCUGCAGAACUGAACUCUGGUAUCUCGGAGAGCCAGUCCCUGUCAUCGCCUGUGACCAGUACCUCUACCGUGAUAUCUAUCAGCAACACUAACUAUGCAACCCUUCAGAACUGUUCCCUCAUUACCAGUCAAGAUCUGUUAUCCAUUUCUACAGCACAGCCCGCGCUUGGAGAAAUAGUUUCUACAAGCGGAGAACGUGUCAGCCACUCCUCUGCACAAGUACAUCAAGAUUUUGUCAGAGAGCACAGGUUAGUUCUGCAAGCCGUACCUGACGUCAAAGAAAAUUUCUUACCUAAUUCGGAGAGUAAGUCAACUGGCAAUUUAAUGAUGCUGGAUUCGAAAUCCAAGUAUGUUAUGAGUAACAUGGUUGACACGGUUUGUGAAGAACUGGAAACGGACAAAAAAGAACUUGCCAAACUGCAGACAGUUCAGAUGGAUGAAGAUAUGCAAGACUUGUAACUUUUUUUUUCUUGGUUUAUGUUUUAAUAGAUAAGUCUCCUGUUGAGGCCCUAACAAGCACCAAGUGGUUUUUUUUGUUUGGUUGGUUGGUUUUUUUUUCAUUUAAGGAAAACAGAAGAACAUUUAAAUGGUCUGAGUAGAUGUGCAGAGGAAUCUCCGGCAAUGGAAUUAGGUUGCCACACUUGGUUUGCAUGCAGUAUUCUCUUUUAAGCAGAUUGAAUGAGAAAGGAAACGCCAGGGCAAGUACUGAGCAAAUGGGUACAGGUUUGGC